Penicillium vulpinum is the source of this 1539-nucleotide messenger RNA. RefSeq lists its product as uncharacterized. The transcript has 2 exons. The coding region runs from base 1 to 1539 and encodes 512 amino acids. Lineage: Eukaryota; Fungi; Ascomycota; Eurotiomycetes; Eurotiales; Aspergillaceae. The record is from RefSeq and is a predicted model, not a curated record.
AUGCCACCAUCAGCGGGCGAAGAGCGCCUUGUGACUGUUUUUGCAGAUAUUCACUACUACUUCACAGAGCCAACCCGAAGACCUUCACCAUAUCACCACCGUUUUGAUAAAGGCUCCUAUGUUUAUAUCUAUCAUGACGCCUUUCAGAACAAGGCCCGCAUGGAAAUUGCCAAUAAUCCUGGAUCUCCAGAGCAGGAUGCAUUCUGUGGAGGAUUAAGCAAUGUUCAUAUACGACACUCUGCUCAAUUCCCGACACUUUGUACAUUAACAGUUGAUGCGCACACGGUCUCACCCCAACAGCAAUAUGCACACGAUACCCCUCAACAUGAGUGGCGUCUGCCUAGCGGAGACCCACGCGAUGACCCAAAGGAAGUGCGUGAUUUUGCUCGCCUACAUACAUUGGACAUCUACUUCUGGACUCAAGAAGAUGCAGAUGACUUUCUAGACACUGUCAUCCGGCUUUUAUCCAAUGCUCAGGUCGAAACGGACCGAGAGCCAGCUCCGCAACCACAGCAAAACAUUAGCUCGGUAGUCCAGCAACUUGAGACUGUUGCGGUCUCCGACCCGGCCUACCAGAAUGGUCAAACACGCAACUCACGCUCCGAGCCCACAAGCACAACGGCACCAGUGGCACAGGCACCCCCACCAACCAGCAGCUUCCCCCCGCCCCCUCCAAGUGGUCCUCCAGUUGACCAACGAUUAAGCGCUGGUUCUAUUCCCGCCGCCGAGGAAAAGAAAGACCCAGCUAGCUUCGCCCCGCUGCCAUACAAUCCAGCCGCUCCAGCCGCCCCAGAGCCAAUCCAAUACCGCGAAAAGACCCCGCCGCCAGAGGACGGGAUGAACGGCACCGGCCUCGCGGCCGCAGUGGCAGCCGACAGCGGCAUGCCAUAUACGCCCCCCCAUCAAAUGAUAGGGGGCGCACCGGGCGUAGGCGGAUAUGCAUCCCCGCCCUCCUCAACCCCGGGGCUGCAAUACGCAGGCCCUCCAGUCGCAGCACCACCGGCAUUUGCCUCCCCUCCACCCAGUGUCGGAAUACAACAUUCUAACACUUUCCCCACUGCCAGUCCCGGGAUGCAUGGCCAUUCAUACUCGCAGUCGUCCCUCAGUGGACAAGGUGGGCAGGGAGUCCAACAGUACAACACAAGCCGGCAAGGUUCAAUGUCCUUCGCUCCGCCGCCGCAGGAUCCGAAUGCCCAUCUUUAUGACCAGAACGUCUAUGGGGCUGCCCAGGCCCAGUCGCCGCCCCAGUAUCAGGCUGCACCGGCGGCGCCGAUAGGCGGGUUCUCGAACUACUCGUAUGACAAGACCCAAGGGCAGCAACAGCAGCAACAGCAGCAACACCAACGUGCUGGCUCUGAAUAUGAUAUCCAUAGCCAGCUGUACAGACCCACUGAAGUGGAGGCUGGCUCUCACUAUCAGAAAUACGCACAGAAGGCGAUGAAGAAUCCUGGACAGCGGCCGAGGAAGUUGGAGGAUAGAGCAGAGCGGUUGGAAGGUGGUAUGAAUAGGUUCUUCAAGAAGCUUGAGAGGAAACUUUGA